CGCAAGUCCGGCGAGCCCUUCAUCGUGCACCCCCUGCACGUCGCGACCGUGUUAGCGGAUCUCCGCAUGGACGCGGACACGGUCAUGGCCGGGCUGCUCCACGACACGGUCGAGGACACGUCGCUGACCGUGGGCGACAUCCAGGCGACCUUCGGCGACGCCGUCGCGCGCAUCGUCGAGGGCGUCACCGACGAGCCGACGCAGAUCGAUAGUGAAAACCAGCAGGACCUGUUGUUGUCCAUGUCCUCCGAGUGGCGCGUCGCGUUGGUGAAGCUCGCGGACCGCCUCCACAACAUGCGCACGCUCAAGCACAUGCCCAAGGAGAAGCGCAUCAAGAAGGCCAAGGAGACGAUGGAGCUCUUCGUGCCCCUGGCGCGGAAGAUGGGCAUCACGCCCAUCUACGAGGAGCUGUUGGACCUGUGCUCCGAGACGCUCCUGCCG
This is a messenger RNA of Aureococcus anophagefferens, 441 nucleotides long. RefSeq lists its product as hypothetical. Lineage: Eukaryota; Pelagophyceae; Pelagomonadales; Pelagomonadaceae. The annotation marks the transcript as partial. The transcript has a single exon. The record is from RefSeq and is a predicted model, not a curated record.